Messenger RNA from Coregonus clupeaformis (lake whitefish), 2528 nucleotides. RefSeq lists its product as uncharacterized. The transcript is spliced from 2 exons. The record is from RefSeq and is a predicted model, not a curated record. Bases 1034 to 2110 code for a protein of 358 amino acids. NCBI's taxonomy places the organism in Eukaryota, Metazoa, Chordata, Actinopteri, Salmoniformes, Salmonidae.
UUAGAACCAGCGACCUUUCGGUUACUGGCACAACGCUCUUACCCACUAAGCUACCUGCGGAUACCAAUACAAAUCUACCCCAAGGAGCUGCUUUCAAUCUUGAAGAUUUAACAGAUGGAAAGGGAAUGGGGAUACCUAGUCAGUUGCACAACUGAAUGCAUUCAACCGAAAUGUGCCUUCCGCAUUUAACCCCUCUGAAUCAGAGAUGUACGGGCGGCUGCUUUAAUCGACGUCUACGUCAUCGGCGCCCGGGGAGCAGUUGUUGGGGGUUAACUGCCUUGCUCAAGGACAGAACCGUAGAUUUUUUAACCUUGCCGGCUCGGCGAAUCUGACCAGCGACCUUUCGGUUACUGCCCCAACGCUCUUAACCGCUAUAGGCUACCUGCCUACAAAGGUCACUGCAUUGAGCUCAGGCAUCUAUAAAUUCACCUAAGCUAAAUUAUCAAUAUGGGUACGGUGCUUGCGCUUGCUCUUCAGAGAGCCAUUCAUUCAUAAUUGAUGGGGAGACUAAAAUGAAAGAGAGAAGUGAGGCAGUCUCGACCACCUUUAAUGUCAGAGGGCCACCAGAUGAAAGGUAGAGCGAUGUGGGUGUGAAGGGUGCAGAGACAGACUAGAUAAGGAGAGAGUAGAGUGGAGUAGACAGCAGACAGACAGACAGACAAUGGAUUCAGAAAUGGGGGCAAGGCAUUACUGAUUAUGAUGUGGACAGAUGGACAGGAGGACCAGACUGCUGCAUUAACAAUGAAUGGAUAUUCAAUAAAAGCCAGCUCAUUCCUGAAGUUGAAGACUGAGGAGAACACAGAGAGUACAGCUGACCCUGGUGCCUUGUUGAACGGGAUGUUUAUGACCUAUCCGGACAUUGGUGAAGUGACUUCAGGAUUUUAAAAUACUAAGUACAUUUAGGAAAAGUCUAACAAGAGGUCUUCACAGAGCAUAUCAACCAGAGGUGGUCAUCUUACCAAGUGAAAUGUUUUACCCCAUCCAAUACCAUUAAACACAGACUCCCAUCUACCUCCACCUGUAACAAGGGAGAAUGUGCCAGCCUUCCCGACACUGGCAGUUUGAACGGGGGGACAGAUCUGAUGACUGCUGGAGGCACCUCAAAGAGUGGGAGGAGGAGAGAGGAGCAGAUGUAAUGCUCCAGAGGACAGGUGAAGAGAUUAGACCCUCGGUCACCCUCCGCCCCCCACCCUUGUUCCGCAGCAUCGGAUCGUCGGGGCUGUCGGCCAGCCUGCCACCCCACCGACGUCUCCGCUCCAUAUUCCGCAGGUCCAGAGCGGUGCUGCCUGCAAAUACACACGCCGGUGAGGUUUCAGGAACACACACCCUCCAAGAUUUACUGUCAGGCACCCACAUCAACGCGCUCCCACAUCCACUGACUCACAAUGACGUAGUGUCAGAGAAGGACGUUCACAUAAACACAGUCUCAGAGACACAAACACAGCCCAAGAGACAUGGGCUCACUGUAUUAGAACCACCAACAGGACCUCUCAAAGAUACACUCUCAUUCAUAAUCAGUGCUGAAAGCAGACAGCAGGGCGGACAGCCUUUUUCUCAGAUUUCCCCACCCCUAAGGACAGAUAUCAAAGGCAUGGCAAGAUGGGACAGAGCAGAGGCUCCUCUCAAAAUGCGAGAGGAUCUUGGGACUGGAGAGGGAGGAUUGAAAGAGAAGCAGAAGGUGAAGAGGAGGAAGAGGAGAAGGAGGAGGGUGGACUGUAAAGAAGAGGACCAUGCCAAUGACAGAUAUGUGGCCCCGUUCUUCACCCCAGAGACAGAGGGAGAUGGUGGACUGUGCCAGUGGUUACAGAGUCUGGGGAUUACAGAUAGGGAGAAGGAGGCCAUUUCCCCCAACAGAAGUAAACAUCAGCAGAGUGGGUUCAGAGAGAGGAUGGCUGGACGCAGAGAGGGGUAUUCACAUCCAGCAGCCAACCACAGGAGAGACAGACGCCCCCACUUCCUCCCGCCUAUCUGUCAGUCUGGCUCCCUCCUACAUGUACCCCUGCUGCUUCCCGAAAACUCCCCGCCACCCUCGCCAUGCACCUCCCCACAUGCCCCCUUCCACCCCCUGCCUGUACCCCUCCUCCACCCUCUGCCCUUCAGGAGGAAGUGAUAUUGUCCAGCAAAGGAAAGGGGUCUCUCAACUCGAGGCCAUUUGUGUUUAUGCUAUAUGCGUUUUUUUGUCUUGUUACUUCGGCAUAUUCUGACUGACACCUAGCUUAUGUAUUUGUAUAUAGCGCUUUACGCAUACACAUGCUUAACAAGGCUUAUCCAGGUAUAAUGUAUGUUGCUCUAGCCUAUUAUACUGUAUAUCCUUUACAAGUAAUCACAGGAAUAGUUUCUAAGGAUAUGUUGUCCUGUCACAUUUCAAUUGCAUUAAAUUCAGCAUGUAUAGUUUGAAAGACCCAGGUCAACAAGUGAACCAACCUCAGCUUUAGGUAAGUGUGUGUGCCCUGCUGUCACGCUCUGGCUCCGGGACUUUGUAUGUUGAGCCAGGGUGUGUUCGUUUCGUUGUGUUCUGUUUGGUUGGG